AGUCCCCGUGUUGUGUGAGAGAAGCACCAGCGAGUAAAAGAAUGAGAAGAAGCACAACAGUGACAGUCGCCAACAUCAUAGCGACGCUCUCAUAUCUUUGGCCAACAUGGCGUUCAGUUUUGGCGGCGCUGCCGCCACUAACCCAGCAGCAAACUCGUCCGGAUUUUCGUUCGGUUCGUUCGGUGCAAAGACCACAGCAUCAACAGCUUUUGGCUUUGGCACGCCGGCUACCACCACCACCGCUUCCUCAGGGUUCGGCACUCUCACAGCUCCCAGUUUUGGCACUGCAACUACCACUGCAGCUGCACCAGCUACAGGGUUUUCUUUUGGCUCCAGCAGCACAGGAUUUGGGGGGCUGGGAGCUGGAAGCACCACGGCUGGUGGGUUUAGUUUUGGGGGGUUCGGUUUAAAUGCCAACCCAGCAGCGGUCGGUUUUAAUGCAGGCUGCUUCGGUACACCGUCCACCACUGCGACUGUUUUCAAUUUUGGUAAUAGCCUUGCUAGCACAGGCACUUUUGGUGGCUUUGGGACAACGACGACUGCCGCUGCACCGGGUUCCACAUUUAGCUUUGCCCCCUCUAGCAACGCAGCAGGAGGUUUGUUUGGUAACGCACAAAACAAAGGUUUUGGUUUCUCGUCGGGCCUCGGUACUGGAACGGCAACCGGGGCAACCGGAUUUGGAACUGGACUAGGAACAACAACUCUGGGUGGGUUUGGUGGCUUUAGUCUCCAGCCCACUCAGCAGCAGCAAGGAGGCUUGUUCGGACAGCCGGCCCAGCAGCAGGCUCAGCCCAACCACUUGUACCAGCAGGUGACAGCGCUGUCAGCACCUACCUUGUUGGGAGACGAGCGUGACUCCAUUCUGGCCAAAUGGAACCAGCUGCAGGCCUACUGGGGCACAGGGAAGGGCUACUUCAGCAACAACAACCCAGCAGUGGAUUUCAACCAAGAGAACCCCUUCUGCAGGUUCAAGGCUGUGGGAUACAGCUGUGUGCCGGUCAGUAAGGAUGAGGAUGGUUUAGUGGCCUUGGUCCUCAACAAAAAGGAAGCUGACGUGCGAGCGCAGCAGCAACAGCUGGUGGAGUCGCUGCAUAAGGUACUGGGAAGCAACCAGACGCUGAGCGUCAACGUUGAUGGCGUCAGGUCCCUGCCCAACGACCAGACGGAGGUGAUCAUUUAUGUGGUGGAGCGCUCCCCCAACGGCACUUCGAAGCGCAUUCCCGCCUCGACACUCUUCACUUACCUGGAGCAGGCCAACAUCAAGGUGCAACUCACACAGCUGGGCGUGGCCAUGUCGGUCACACGCACCGAGCUCUCACCUGCUCAGCUCAAACAGCUGCUCCAGAGCGCCCCCGCAGGGGUAGACCCCAUCAUUUGGGAGCAGGCUAAAGUGGACAAUCCUGACCCAGAGAAGUUGAUCCCAGUGCCGAUGGUGGGCUUUAAAGAGCUGCUCCGUCGAUUGCAGAUCCAGGAGCAGAUGACCAAGCAGCACCAGACCAGAGUCGACAUUGUCUCCAAUGACAUCAGCGAGCUUCAGAAGAACCAGGCCACCACAGUGGCCAAGAUCGCCCAAUACAAGCGGAAGCUGAUGGAUCUCUCUCACAGGGUGUUGCAGGUGUUGAUCAAACAGGAGAUUCAGAGGAAAAGCGGUUACGCCAUCCAGGUGGACGAGGAGCACCUCAGGGUGCAGCUGGACACCAUUCAGUCGGAACUCAACGCCCCCACACAGUUCAAGGGUCGCUUGAAUGAACUGAUGUCCCAAAUCCGAAUGCAGAAUCACUUUGGCGCCGUGCGAUCGGAGGAACGCUACAGCGUUGAUGCCGACCUGCUCCGAGAAAUCAAACAACACUUGAAACAGCAGCAGGACGGCUUGAGUCACUUGAUCAGUGUCAUCAAAGACGACUUGGAAGACAUCAAACUCAUCGAGCACGGACUCAGUGACGGUGGACAUGUACGAGGUGGCAUCCUGAGUUGAGCCGAGCAAGACACACACAAACACACACACAAACAGUCAAUAUCCAUUCACAGAUGUGUCACCCACAGAUGUACGUAUCAAUCACGCUGCUUCAACUGGGGGACGAUGUCGGACUAGAUUUGUUUGCAGGUUCAACGACUGACUAAUCUGUGGUUUCUGGACUGCUAAAGAAAGCUUACAGUGCCUAUUAAUAGCCUUCAUGUCAAAUCAAAUUAUGGAUAUGAGACUUUGACCUGGAGUGAAAAGAUGUGUUGAUUGAAAGACAUUUGUAUAUACAUCUUUGUAUUGCUUUUAUAUUAGAAUGUUAUUAAAAUGUCAUUUCGGUUGAAA
Messenger RNA from Doryrhamphus excisus (bluestripe pipefish), 2305 nucleotides. It is a transcript of the gene nup54, whose product is annotated as nucleoporin 54. Gene Ontology annotation, cellular component: nuclear pore; nuclear pore central transport channel. Gene Ontology annotation, biological process: protein localization to nuclear inner membrane; nuclear pore organization; NLS-bearing protein import into nucleus. Gene Ontology annotation, molecular function: structural constituent of nuclear pore. The record is from RefSeq and is a predicted model, not a curated record. NCBI's taxonomy places the organism in Eukaryota, Metazoa, Chordata, Actinopteri, Syngnathiformes, Syngnathidae.